GACCAUGAACCUCCCCUACCCCUCCUCUCCCCUCCCCUCCCGUCCUCUUCCAUCGUCCUCGCUCGCCCCCUUCCCUCCCGUCUCCUCCUCCUCCUCCAGUCCGGCCCCUCCCCCCCGGAUUCACAAGGAGCACUUCGAUCGAGCCGGACAAGACAACGACGAGGACAAGUAGAAGAAGAAGACGGAGCGAAGGGGCCGAGCGGAAGAAAAGAGGAAGACGAAGAGGAAGGGAACCGAGACGAGGAGAGGAGAGGAGAGGGUGGAUCGACGAGGACGACUGUCAUUAAUUUCGGGGGCGCGAGGGCGUUCGCGCGGCCGAUCGAUCGGUCGGUUUCAGAGUGGGGCGAUCCGUCCGCGGGGCUGGCUGUCUGGCGAGACUGGAUUGCGAUUGGAGACUGAUCGAUCGGAUGCGGGAAGCAGCAGCGCGAGCAAUUGGAGUGCAGAUGCAGGAAGGCCAUCUGUGGUGAAUUGGACGAAUUGGACUCGUAGUUGCGCAGGUGCGGGUAGAUGGCGGCCCAAACAGCGAGAAGAUGUUCGGGGUUAGUGGACCGGAUGAUGGCCUAUGGGUCCAGAGGCCUUGCCAGGCAGUCAAUUUUGGAGCCGCUGUCUGCCAGCUCAACAAUGCCGAAUGACAAGUCUACCGCUACUUCUGGCAAAUUCAUGCAGCGAAGGCCUUACUCCGGCGAGACGACCGUCACUGCGACCUUGUUUCCUGGUGAUGGUAUUGGACCUGAAAUAGCCGUCUCCGUCAAAGAGAUCUUCAAAGCUGCUCAAGUGCCUAUCGAGUGGGAGGAGCACUUUGUUGGAAAGACGGUGGAUCCACGAACCGGUAGCUUUCUGACCUGGGAAAGCAUGGAAUCUGUCCGGCGGAAUGGGAUAGGGUUGAAAGGACCAAUGGCUACUCCAAUUGGCAAGGGUCACAAGUCUCUCAAUCUGACUUUACGCAAAGAGUUGGGCUUGUAUGCCAAUGUGAGACCAUGCCUUAGUAUUCCCGGGUACAAAACACGGUACGAUAAUGUGGACUUGGUAACCAUCCGAGAAAAUACUGAGGGCGAGUAUAGUGGGUUGGAGCAUCAGGUCGUGAAGGGUGUAGUGGAGAGUUUGAAGAUCAUUACAAGGCAAGCCAGUUUGCGAGUUGCGGAGUAUGCCUUUCACUAUGCUCAAACUCACGGAAGAAAGCGUGUAUCUGCUAUUCACAAAGCUAAUAUCAUGAAGAAGACGGAUGGGCUUUUCUUACAGUGCUGUCGGGAAGUAGCAGAGAAGUACCCCGAUAUCUUGUACGAGGAAGUUAUUAUUGACAAUUGCUGCAUGAUGCUGGUGAAGAACCCAUCAUUGUUUGAUGUUCUUUGCAUGCCCAAUUUAUAUGGUGAUAUUAUCAGCGAUUUGUGUGCUGGUUUGAUUGGAGGCCUCGGCUUGACUCCCAGUGGCAAUAUCGGAGACAAUGGCCUUGCUUUGAUGGAGGCGGUACAUGGUACAGCACCUGACAUUGCGGGAAAGAAUAUGGCGAAUCCUACUGCUCUUCUUCUGAGCUCCGUCAUGAUGCUCCAGCAUCUAAAUAUGAAUGAUAAAGCAGAUUUGAUUCACAAAGCCAUUCUACAAACCAUUGCGGAAGGAAAGUAUUUGACAGGUGACUUGGGCGGCAAAGCUGGAACAACAGAUUACACGAAGGCUGUCAUUGACAAUUUGGGGUCUUCUUAAUAUACCAACGGAUGGAUAUUUCGAGAACCCUUUCUGUACAUUUAUUAUCUAAUGGUCUCGGAACUACCCAAGGCCUCAGGCUAGUUGUGGGCUGUCUCGGCUAUCACCUUUUAACGAGUUUGAUAUGAUUUGUCGUUAGGGAGAGUAUCAAGCAUGUUUGUCGUCGCAGGGUUGUUCUUUCUUACUCGGAAUUUUUGUAUCAUUCACGAUUGCAGAGAAUUUUCUCGUCUUAGCCAAAUAUGCCUUUGUUGAUGACGACCCUUUUGUGCUUCUCCCUGGAAGGAUUUAUUAGCCUAACCAUAAGUACCUGAUGGAAGACAACAAUGCUGAGAGGUAAAUCUAGCAAGCCUGUUUCAUCUACUGGAAAAGCUUGAGCAUGUGUAAAACAGUCCAGAAACCUUGAAGCAGUCCUGAAAUAGAAUACCAUCGUAGCCUCAAAGUUUCUGUUUCAACUGACACUCAGCUUUCAAUCGGGUAUCAAGCUGUGAUGAGUCUUCUAGCAGUUUGAGCUGGGUGGAUGAGUUUACCACGGGAAUUGUUGAAUUGGGACAGUAUUUUGGUUUAGUGUUAUCUCUUUCGAGCUUUGCGUUAUAUCGUUCGUGAUCGAUGAACGAAUUUUUUUCAGUUGUGUUCCGAGAGUUCUGCUCAUACCAACCACGCAUACAUGGGAGACGACAAAAGCUUUCGCUUCCAAGUCUUUCACUUGUCAAGUUUUUCAAGGAAAUUUACAAAACGGAUUUUUUUUUACCCGUUGACCUUUAAUAAUGGUGAGAUCAGCGGAUAGUAAG
Messenger RNA from Marchantia polymorpha subsp. ruderalis, 2486 nucleotides. The record is from the annotation of a GenBank genome assembly. NCBI's taxonomy places the organism in Eukaryota, Viridiplantae, Streptophyta, Marchantiopsida, Marchantiales, Marchantiaceae.